Penicillium robsamsonii is the source of this 1785-nucleotide messenger RNA. Its product is annotated as Proton-dependent oligopeptide transporter family. The record is from RefSeq and is a predicted model, not a curated record. Gene Ontology annotation, molecular function: tripeptide transmembrane transporter activity; dipeptide transmembrane transporter activity. The transcript is spliced from 7 exons. Lineage: Eukaryota; Fungi; Ascomycota; Eurotiomycetes; Eurotiales; Aspergillaceae. The coding region runs from base 1 to 1785 and encodes 594 amino acids. Gene Ontology annotation, cellular component: fungal-type vacuole; plasma membrane. Gene Ontology annotation, biological process: transmembrane transport.
AUGUCCGGCUCCAUGCCUGAUAUGCAUGGCUCUGCGGAUAUCACCACAGAGCCUAAUAUAGAGUUACGGUUGGUGAUAGCCCUUGAAACUCGUAACGCGAGUGAUAAUACUGAUGCCUGUGCCUCUCUUUCUUUGUCGAAAACAGAACAAGAUUCACGUCUUUCUUCUGAGCCCAAAGGCCAUAUAGCUAUCCAUGCCACUCACAGUAUACCCACCCCCUCGGGCGGCGACGACGGUCGCGUGGCCACCGAAGAAGAAGUGCGCGAUCUCCUUCAUGUCGUCGACAAAAUUCCGGUUUUUCUCUGGGUAGCAUGCCUUGCGGGUAUUCUGGAACGCUUUGUCUGGUACGGAGCUACCGCUCCUCUCCAGAAUUACCUACAAAAUGCACCCGGUGGGGAGGUGCCCGGGGCACUGGGCUUGCACCAGGCCACGGCAUCGAACAUCGUCAACGCACUGAUCAUCGGGUCGUAUAUAGUUCCCGUGCCUGCUGCUGUUAUUGCUGAUAGCUGGAUGGGCCGCUACAAAACCAUGAUAUACGCUGCUAUCAUCGAGGCCAUCGGGGCAACUAUUCUUUUUGCAACGUCCCUGCCCGUUGCCAUUCAUGCGGGGGCGGCUUUGCCCGGAGUAAUAACUGCCUGUGUACUGCUGGCUGUUGGAUCAGGGGCAUUUAAAACUACUGUGGUGCCGUUCAUUGCCGACCAAUAUGACGAGACCGAUUUUAGAAUCAAGAUUCAGCAAAAAGGAGAUCGGGUUGUCGCUAGCCGGGAGUUGACCAUUACCUAUAUCUACAACGUCUUUUACUGGGCCAUUAAUGUUGUGGGCUUCGUGGCCGAUGCUACUCCGUUGUUGGAACGGUAUGUCGGAUUUUGGCUCGCCUACUUGAUCCCGUGCUGCGCUAUGUGGUUAGCUCUGAUCCCGAUGUUAUUCGGUCGCAAGUACUUUGUCCGAGACAGGCCAACAAGCAACAUUAUGCUCCAGGUAUGUGCUGCCUUGAAAUCUGGGAUAACCGGUGGCUUCAAAAUGGAUGCUGCAAAGCCAGACGCCCAGCUUCAUCAACACGGUCGUCAGGUCCCCUGGACAGACUCGUUCAUUGAAGAGAUCAAGAGAAGUCUUCUGACCUGCCGAGUAUUGAUUUUGUUCCCUAUCCACUGGCUAUGUUACAACCAGACAUUCAACAACUUGAUCUCUCAAGCUGGGCAGAUGGUCACAUACGGUAUUCCGAACGAUAUGAUGAAGAUAGUCGGGGCAAUCUCGGGGAUUAUCGUUGCGCCUAUCAUUCAAAAGGGACUCUAUCCUUACCUUACAAAGAAGCGAAUCUCAUUUGGACCGAUUGCACGGAUGACAGUCGGAUUCUUCUUCUUGACUCUCUCCAUGGUCUACACCACGGUGAUACAGAAGCUUAUCUACCAGGCUGGACCAUGCUACGAUACACCCCUCGCAUGUGCUACUGCCAAUGAUCGCACCCUCCCCAACCAGAUUUCGGUCUUUCUCCAAGUUCCAACGUACUUCGGUGGAGCAUUGGCAGAGGUAUUUUGUCUCACCACCGGAACUGAGUAUGCCUACAACAAUGCGCCCAAGAGCAUGAAGACGCUGGUCCAAGCAAUCUGGCUCGCCAUGGCUGGGAUCGGAACAUGCCUUGCACUGGCAUUCACUCCACUCACCAGAGACCCACAUCUCGUCACGAUGUAUGCCAUCCUGACGGGGCUGCUGGGUGGAGCAACCGUUCUGCUGUGGAUCCUAUUCCGACGAUUGGACAAGUCGAAGGUCAAGGAGGAUGUUGAGUAA